AUGUCGGACGCUAACAGUAACAUGAGUUAUUUAAGACAAUACAGGUUUCAAAGAAAACCCAAUGUGCCAGGCUCAAGCAACUCUGUUACUGUUGUGGCAUCUUCAUCACACUCUCAACCUAUUAUAAGAAUGGCUGCACCACAUUCUGCUAAUAAAAAUCUUCCCAUUGUAUACAAACGCAUCAGAGUCCAGGAUUCAGAUUCAGAUGAUGCAGCUUCACCGGUAAAGAAAGUGGCCGUGGUAGAACUCACCACAGCUGUCAAAGAACGACGCUUUAGGAAUAUGUUGGAAAUGUUCCCUGAUAUAUCUCCAAUGUUCGUAAAGAAUACUCUAGUUAAGCACGGUUGGAAUGAGGAACGUUCUAGAGAUGAGUUACUUAAACACGACCCGGAAAGCGACGAUCGCAAUUUGCCAGGUACAACUUUCUUUGGCAUUGGUCGCCCCGGUGUUUCAGGACAAAUAUCUCGACCGAAUGGAUCUCUGAACAUAAUAAGAGUAUCUAGUGGCCCUCAAGGGUCAAACAGUAGCAAUGGAGGGAUUGUAGUUAGGAAACCUUUGACCUCGAAGACAGUAAGAGUGAGAAGAGGCAGUAGUGGUAGUGAGGACGGUGAUUACGGUGUUAAGAAGGGCAAGGAUGACAGGGUUUAUGAUAGUGAUGAUUCUGAUAAUGAGAUAACAGAUGAUUUGAUCGGUGACAAGAAGAAGGUAUAUGAGUUCCUCAAUACGAGCAACAUAAAUGAGCUAUCACAGCUUAGUGGAUGCUCACAGAAAAAGGCAGAGGCUAUUAUAGCACAGAGACCUUUCAAUGGCUGGUUAGAUAUGGUAGAAAAGUUCAAUAAUAGUAAAAUGCUUAACACAGACUUAUUAAAUUCGACACAAGAGUUGUUGACGACUAGAAAUAAUAUACAGCGGUUGAUGAAAAAGUGCGUAGGGCUCGCGCAACAGCUGGAGGCAGCGGUGGCCGCGGGCGCUGGACGCCUCAAGCAGCCUACCUCCUUGGAUUCUAGUUUGAAACUGGCACCAUACCAAUUAGUUGGAUUAAAUUGGCUAGCGGUACUGCAUAAGCAAGGCGUCUCCGGUAUCUUAGCUGAUGAAAUGGGCUUAGGGAAAACGGUGCAAGUGAUUGCAUUCCUUGCGCACUUGAAGGAGACUGGGCAAGCGAGAGGAACACAUUUAGUUGUAGUGCCUGCUUCCACACUUGACAAUUGGAGCGGUGAAUUGGCGCGCUGGUGUCCGUCCUUGCGCGUGAGCAAGUACUAUGGACACCCGGAAGAACGUCGCCUGCUGCGGAUAGAAUAUGCGCGCGGUCUCGACAAAUACGACGUAGUUUUAACCACAUAUACAAUGGUGAGUAGCUGUCCAGAAGAACGUAAAAUGUUUAGGAUCACACCGAUGCACUAUGUGGUGUAUGAUGAAGCGCACAUGCUCAAGAACAUGUCCACGCAACGGUACGACAACCUACUCAAAAUUAAGUCAAAACAUCGACUUCUGCUGACUGGUACGCCACUACAGAAUAACCUUCUAGAGCUGAUGUCUUUGCUGUGCUUCGUGAUGCCUCACAUGUUCUCUGGGAAGACCGAUGAUCUGAAAAGCUUGUUUCAGAAAACUGCGAAAGUGAAAACCUCAAAGAAAGCGGAAGGGAACAACAAAGAAGACGAAGUGCCGGCAUUCGAGCAGAGCCAGAUAUCUCAAGCCAAGAGGAUAAUGAAACCGUUUGUGCUUCGGAGGCUGAAGAGAGACGUCUUACAGGACUUGCCCAAGAAAACUAACUACACAGAACUGUGUCCCAUGUCCGAGAGGCAGCAGAAAUUGUACAAGGAUCUCAUAGCUGGAUUCUCCGCCAAUGAUGGCACGAUCCACGCCACAACCGAGCAGAGCGGUGUAUCUAUGAUGAUGGAUAUGAGGAAACUGGCGAACCACCCUCUGCUGCUCCGCUACCAGUACGGUGCGGAUCGCGUCCGCCAGAUGGCGGCACGACUCGCUCGAGACCCCACCUACAAGGAGAAGAACGAGCAGUACGCGUACGACGACCUCAUGUGCCUGUCCGACUUCCAGUUGCAUCAGCUCACGCAGCAACACGACUGCAUAAGAUCGUUCGCUCUACCUCUCCAUUUAAUAUUGGACUCUGGCAAGUUCCUGAAGCUGGACAGCAUGCUGUCAAGACUUAAGGAGGAAGGUCACCGGGUGUUGGUGUUCAGUCAGUUCACUAUGAUGCUGGACAUCCUGGAGCCGUACUUGACCGCCAGACAGCAUAGAUAUCUGAGAUUGGAUGGCCAAACAGCUGUCACUGACAGACAAGACCUAAUAGACCAGUAUAACGCGGAGGACAUAUUCGUGUUCCUGCUGUCUACACGAGCGGGCGGACUCGGCAUCAACCUGACCGCCGCGGACACGGUCAUCAUACACGAUAUAGACUUCAACCCUUACAACGACAAGCAAGCGGAGGACAGAUGUCACCGUAUGGGUCAAACUCGUGAGGUGACCAUCUACCGGCUGCUGAGCGCCGGCACCAUCGAGGAGGGCAUCUACCAAGUGGCACAGGAGAAACUUAACCUAGAGAAACACGUUACAGGCGCUGAUGAGAAUGAGAGCCAAGAGCCGAAGAAUGUAGUGCGGUUGCUGUCAGCAGCGUUAGGACUGACUUCACCCAACAAAUGA
Messenger RNA from Diatraea saccharalis (sugarcane borer), 2658 nucleotides. Lineage: Eukaryota; Metazoa; Arthropoda; Insecta; Lepidoptera; Crambidae. The record is from the annotation of a GenBank genome assembly.